AUGGAAGCUGCCGCCGAGGACGCCGGCGAGAUUUCGCGUGCGACUGGCUCACCGUCGGCGGAAGUGGCGGACAACCAGUUGGCGACAAAGGGCAGUACCUGUGGUCGCUGUGGUGGUGCCUACUCCCCUUCACAGUGCCAGUUCUCUCAAGCACAAUGCUUCACGUACGCGAAAACUGGGAACCUGGCACGGGUGUGCCGAAAAGGGAGGACGAACAGCAAACAGCAGCAGCAGCCUGGUUCAAGCCCAGAGUACCAGGAAGCCAGUCUGAAUGUUGUGAAACACGUCCUCAGCCUCCUGACCGAGUUCAAGUUCCUGUUCCAGCCAGGGCUUCGCUCAAUGCUGGUCGCCCUGAAGGACGGGGUCGCCCAGGAGCCACAAAGGUUACAGCGAGAGGGCAUCCUGGUGCCCGUCAAGACGUAUGAAUGGGCCGCUAACAUCGUACCAGUCCUCAAGCGAAACGGCAGUGUCAGGAUCUGCGGGGAUCUCAAGGUUACCAUCAACCCCUUUGCUACCGUCGAGAAGUACCGGUUCCCCGGAUUGAAGAUCUCUGGUCAGCGUUGUCCGAUGGACAGAAGUUCUCCAAACUCUGCCUCAGAGAUGCUUACCAGCAGCUGGUGCUCCAGGAUGCCUCCCGGAAAGGGAGACCGCUUCAGGGGCGUGAGGCACGUGGCGGUGUACUUGGAUGACAUACUGGUUACUGGCAGCGACGAAGGCGACCCCCUGCAGAACCUGCACAACGUCCUGGCACGACUGCAGGACGCCGACCUCCAGCUCAAGCUAGAAAACGCCGCUCCCCGCAAAGUUGAUGCCGUGAUCAAGGCGCCUAAGCCCCAGAACAAGAAGGAGCUUCAGAGCUACCUCGGCCUCAUCAACUUCUACAGGAGUUUUCUGCCGAACCUGUCGGAGCAUCUAAGGCUGCUCUAUCUUCUGCUGAGAAAUGGUCAGCAAUGGGUCUGGAAGAAGGAGCAGGAUCGGGCCUUCCAGCGCAGCAAGGAGCUAAUCGCCAAGGCUCCAGUGCUAGUACAUUUCAAUCCUGCUAAGCCUGUCAUCCUGACCGUAGAUGCGUCGGCGUAA
This is a messenger RNA of Dermacentor albipictus, 1077 nucleotides long. The record is from RefSeq and is a predicted model, not a curated record. NCBI's taxonomy places the organism in Eukaryota, Metazoa, Arthropoda, Arachnida, Ixodida, Ixodidae.